AUGGCUAAGGAUAAGUUUGAAAUCAGUGAUGAUGAUAUUGUAAUCAAGCAUGGGGCCAUUCCAUCUGUUGAAUUUUCUGAAAGGACUGCUGUGAUUAUCAAGCUAAAGGCUCCAAUGAGUUUAAUAGAUAUGGAAAGCAAUUAUUUCAUUGUGAAAUUUCUUCUUGAGGAAGAUAAGAGGUUUAAUGCUAAAGAAGAGAGGGUUAUUAUUACUUAUCCUACUAAUUUGGUUGCUGAGAUUCCAGCUAAGAUGCAUGGUCAAUGGAUGCUGAUGAAGCCUAAGAAUUUCAGAUUGAAGAAGUCUGAUAAGGCUAGUGGUGUGAUGAUUUCAACUACCCAGUCAAGAUCUAGAUUUAAUAUUUUGAGGGAUGACGAUGGUAUGGACGAUGAGGAUGAUAGUUUCACUCCUAGUCCUUUUAGUUUCAAGAAGGCUUCUAAACUAGUUGCUUAA
Molecule: messenger RNA, 450 nt
Organism: Prunus armeniaca (apricot)
Lineage: Eukaryota; Viridiplantae; Streptophyta; Magnoliopsida; Rosales; Rosaceae
Source: the annotation of a GenBank genome assembly